Mesorhabditis spiculigera is the source of this 314-nucleotide messenger RNA. Lineage: Eukaryota; Metazoa; Nematoda; Chromadorea; Rhabditida; Rhabditidae. The record is from the annotation of a GenBank genome assembly.
AUGCCGGCCACAAAGUAUAGUAAGGUGGUAACAAAGAUCAAAACACGGCAAGAGGUUCAGGCCCAGCUAUCAAAGCUAUGGCCGACGGCUCUCGGGGUGGCCUUCGUGCGGUCCUGGCCAAUUCCCACGUUCUACGCCGCGUCGGAUCCAUUGACAAGGCUCAGCCAAAGAAUCACGGUCGUCGGCCGGAACAACAUCGACUACGGGCGGUCGGUCUCCAGCCAGAACUACGACACCAUGUUCCCCACCCUGUCCCCGGAGGAGCGGAACGCCCCCAAGACCUUUGAGCCGGCCGAGUUUGGAUAUUAUGGGAG